Mesorhabditis spiculigera is the source of this 291-nucleotide messenger RNA. Lineage: Eukaryota; Metazoa; Nematoda; Chromadorea; Rhabditida; Rhabditidae. The record is from the annotation of a GenBank genome assembly.
AUGAAGAUUCACGUCAAGGACUAUCUGCUCGGCUUCAUCCCCGUCACCAAGGUGUUGGAGGUCGAAAAGUGGACCACAAUCGAAGAGGUGAAACGAAAAGCCUCCUCCAGCGUCGUCCCCGAUCUCGUCGGAGCUCUAGGCCUAGGAAAGACCAGCGAACUCUCCGGCGGCGGCUUCUUCAUGGCCCAACCGGCGAUGGCGAGCUUCUGGGGUGGCGGCGUCUACGGCGACAGGCGGACCCUUGAGACGUGUUGCAUCAACGACGGCGACCUGGUCGACCUGACUGCCUUC